Ziziphus jujuba (common jujube) is the source of this 1576-nucleotide messenger RNA. Its product is annotated as GATA transcription factor 24. The transcript is spliced from 7 exons. Gene Ontology annotation, biological process: regulation of DNA-templated transcription. NCBI's taxonomy places the organism in Eukaryota, Viridiplantae, Streptophyta, Magnoliopsida, Rosales, Rhamnaceae. The record is from RefSeq and is a predicted model, not a curated record. Bases 387 to 1313 code for a protein of 308 amino acids. Gene Ontology annotation, molecular function: sequence-specific DNA binding; protein binding; zinc ion binding.
UUACAUAUUCUUCUGUUGUCCUCGCUCUCCAUCAUCAUCAUCAUCAUCUUCUUCUUCUUUCUUCCCCGCUCUCUUUAUCAGAUUCAAUUCCCAGCAUCCCACUCAAUAAAUUACAGAAUUGUGAGGGAAAAAAAAAAAAAAAAGGAAAAGAAAAAGAAAAAAGCGGUCUUUUUUUUCUGGGGUGCGAAUUUAAUUUUUUUGUUUAUUUUCCUUUCUUUGAAUUGUGAAAAUUUUUCUUUGUAUUUUCUUUAAGUUUUUUAUUUCUAUUUAUUUUUUAAUAAUACAAUUUCUGUUUUGGCUUUUAGGGUUUUUUUUUGGGUUUGGAAUUGGGGUUGUUUUGAAUUUUCUUUUUCUUUUUUUGGGGUGUAAUGGUAUGAAAAAGAAAAAUGGCGGAAACGAAUCACCACCACCAGCAGGCUUCAAUGUUCAACAACAUACAACAGAGUGGCCAAGUGGAGGAUGAAGACGACGACGUUGCGACCGCGGAGGAGUCAAUUGACAACCCUCAGAUCCGUUUCGAAGAAGGUUCCGGCGUUGCGCCGAUGAACGGCGUCCAAGAUGUUCCUCCCAAUGCUCUUUACGUUCCGAGCUCCGAUUAUCAUCCCGUUGCCGAGAAUGGUGGUUCUGAUCAGCUCACGCUCUCCUUUCAGGGCGAGGUUUACGUCUUCGAUGCUGUUUCGCCCGAUAAGGUGCAGGCAGUGUUAUUACUGUUGGGUGGAUAUGAGAUACCCUCUGGCAUUCCUGCCGUUGGAUCGGUCCCUCUUAAUCAACGGGGCAUAAAUGAAUUUACUGGAAAACCGAUUCAGCCACAGCGAGCUGCUUCUUUAAGUCGGUUCCGGGAGAAGAGAAAAGAGCGUUGCUUUGAUAAAAAGAUCCGUUACAGUGUCCGUAAAGAAGUUGCACUGAGGAUGCAGCGGAAGAAGGGCCAGUUUGUAUCAUCCAAGGUUAGUUCUGAUGAAGGCUCACCUUCAUCUGUUUGGAAUGCAACACAGGGUUCCGGGCAGGAUGAGAGCACACAGGAAACUUUAUGUACGCACUGUGGAACAAGUUCAAAGUCUACUCCAAUGAUGCGUCGUGGACCAGCUGGUCCAAGGACUCUAUGUAAUGCCUGCGGGCUCAAGUGGGCCAACAAGGGAAUCUUAAGAGAUCUCUCUAAGGUUUCAAGCACCGGAAUCCAGGAUCCGUCAGCCAAGGAGACCGAGCAGAGUGAUGGUGAAGCUAAUGACUCAGAUGCUGUAACCACAACUGCAGACAUUGUUGCUACUAAUGGUGACAAUUCAGCAAUGACUGCUGCUGCUGCUGCUAAAAGGUGAAUGAAUGACUAGUUAGUUUGAUUCCCUUGAAAGCAAGUUUCAAUAGCUAUUUUCUUUCUCCCCCCUCAACAUUGUUGUGAAAAUAGGUUUAUCAAAUGUGUAAUGUAACUGGUUCUCUGGAUAUUUUCGUUUUUUUUUUUUUUUUUUUCCUUUUUUUUUUUUUUUUUUUUUUUUGCAUUUAAUGUGUAUAUAUAGUUUAGGUUCUCGAGAAUAAAGAUAAUAAUUACUUUUGGAAUUUAUAUAUUAUUAGCAUUUGUAUAUUU